Molecule: messenger RNA, 528 nt
Organism: Staurois parvus
Lineage: Eukaryota; Metazoa; Chordata; Amphibia; Anura; Ranidae
Source: the annotation of a GenBank genome assembly
CCAUCAUUGGUGUCAGUGGGAGGAAUAGUGCCCCAUCGUUGGUAUCAGUGGGGAGGAGGAAUAGUGCCCCAUCGUUGGUGUCAGUGGGGAGGAGGAAUAGUGCCCCAUCGUUGGUGUCAGUGGGGAGGAGGAAUAGUGCCCCAUCGUUGGUGUCAUGGGGGAGGAAUAGUGCCCCAUCAUUGGUGUCAGUGGGGGAGAAUAGUGCCCCAUCAUUGGUGUCAGUGGGGAGGAAAGUGCCCCAUCAUUGGUGUCAGUGGGGGAGGAAUAGUGCCCCAUCGUUGGUGUCAGUGGGGGAGGAAUAGUGCCCCAUCGUUGGUGUCAGUGGGGGAGGAAUAGUGCCCCAUCGUUGGUGUCAGUGGGGGGAGGAAUAGUGCCCCAUCGUUGGUGUCAGUGGGGAGGAGGAAUAGUGCCCCAUCAUUGGUGUCAGUGGGGAGGAGGAAUAGUGCCCCAUCAUUGGUGUCAGUGUGGAGGAGGAAUAGUGCCCCAUCGUUAGUGUCAGUGGGGGAGAGAAGCGGCUGCUCCUUCUUU